Molecule: messenger RNA, 159 nt
Organism: Colletotrichum truncatum
Lineage: Eukaryota; Fungi; Ascomycota; Sordariomycetes; Glomerellales; Glomerellaceae
Source: RefSeq, a predicted model, not a curated record
AUGUACUGGCCAACGCCUCCAGCGUGCGAAUCAGACACAGCGGGGAAUCAGCCAAUGUUUCACAGCGAUCAAUGGUGCGUGUGGGAUAGUCGCAAAGCAGAAUGGGGGAUGCAACUGCACAGUCAAUUUCUUUUCUGGUGGACACUGCAAUGGCUCUAG